AUGUUUAUUAAGGAGAAAACAAGAUUUUCUUCAAAUCAAAUACUCCACUUUGCAACAAUCAGAAGCAAAAUUGUUGCUUUUGGUUCAAAGUACCUCUGUGAAAAUGUUCGUGUUUUAAAAAUGCUGUUAAAAUCAAAAGUUUUUCAGCCUGUAAAUUUAAAAGAAAUGAAGAUGAAAUGUGAAAAUCAAAUGAAAUUUCUAUUGAAAGGAAAUGACAUCAGGAAAUCAAACUCAAUAUUUAUUUUUUAUUUUAUCGUGACGAAAAAUUUAGAUUACUGCGGUCAACUCGCAUCAGGAAAAAAUUGUAAUUGUUAA
Clunio marinus is the source of this 315-nucleotide messenger RNA. The record is from the annotation of a GenBank genome assembly. NCBI's taxonomy places the organism in Eukaryota, Metazoa, Arthropoda, Insecta, Diptera, Chironomidae.